UCGGCAGGACCUCUAGCAAGCCAAUAUUUUCAUAUGUUCGAUGAGGACUACCAUGCGCAAAGUCGAGUGGUGCCGAACAAUUUACACCCACUCAGCUCUAAAGUUACCUACUUGGCCCAAGCAUCCUACGAGGUACUUGCCUUAUCAGGCUUGGGAUCAAAGGUUCAGUUGAAACCCAACUAGUAGAGAAACGGUCACUAUAGAAGUUAAGGUUUGUGUCUCCGUAUCUUGCAUAUGCGCGGAUUUAACCGCCAGUGCUCGGUUGCGUUAUACCGAACCCCACCCAAAUUGACAUCCCCACUGUUCGGCUAAAGCCUGCCCCCGCAUAAAAAUAUAGGCACCCUCAGUAUAAGUGCCGACCCAUUCCCACAAUCUCUGACUACACCAAAAUGGCUAUCCCAAAGACCCAAUCAGCAUUCGGCUACGAAAAAGGCACCCUUGACCUUGUCCAGUUCGACGACGAACCAGUACAGACUCCUGGCGACAACGAGUUGUUGUUGAAGGUGGAGGCUGCUGGACUCUGUAUGAGUGAUCCCCACCUUAUCCAAUCAGGCCCAUUGGUGGCCAAGGUUGGCCAAGAAGCUCCCCCAGAAAGGUUCGUCAUGGGCCACGAAAUUGCUGGCCAGGUGGCUGCUGUUGGUGACAACUUGAAGAACGACCCCAGAUACAAGGAAGGUACUCGUUUCUCCAUGCAGAUUGCCAUUGCCUGUGGUGCCUGUGAAAACUGUCGUACUGGUAUCGAUAACCAGUGUUCUCAGUCUGCCGAGGCAUAUGGCUUGAACGCUCACGGUGGAUUCCAACAGUACUUGUUGGUGAAAAACUUGAGAUCGUUGCUUCCUAUUCCUGACAACGUCAGCUACGAAACUGCAGCCGUGUCCACCGACUCUGUUUUGACCCCUUUCCAUGCCGUCCAAAAGGUCAAGAACAUGUUGAACCCCACCAGCAAGGUGUUGGUGGUGGGUAUUGGUGGUUUGGGUAUCAAUGCCUUGCAGAUUCUCAACAACUAUGGUGUCCACAUCGUGGCCGUAGACGUCAAGGAGUCCUUGAAGGACAUCGCAUUGUCCAAUGGAGCCAAGGAGUUCCACACUGACAUCUUCAAAUCUUCUCACCCACUCGAAAGUUUUGACGUGUGCUUUGACUUCGUCGGAAUGCAACCAACCAGUGAUAUCUGUCAGAAGUUCGUCAAGCACCAGGGUAAGAUCGUCAGUAUUGGAUUGGGCAGAUCCAAGUUCACCAUCUACAACUUCCACAUGGCCAGACGUGAGGUUCAGUACAUCUUCUGUUUUGGAGGUACUUCUGCUGAGCAGAUUGAGAUGAUGAAGUGGAUCUCUUUGGGCAAGCUCAAGCCACACUUCAACGUGUACGACUUCAAGGAGCUUCCAGACUACUUGGGCAAGUUGGUCAUGGGUGAAAUUGAGGGUAGAGCCGUGUUCAGACCUUCCAAGUUGUAGUCAGCAGGGCUGGUUCAUACGUCAUGAGUAUAAAAAUACAUUUGUGAAUAACUUGUUGUAGUUGUAUUGUGUGCCAUUGGAUUGAAAGGGCUUGGCUCCCUUUGGGAAAGUGGUAGUUCUGCUUGAUACUUGGCAGCUUCAAUGAAUAUCCAGAAAUAC
Messenger RNA from Suhomyces tanzawaensis NRRL Y-17324, 1610 nucleotides. RefSeq lists its product as uncharacterized. The transcript has a single exon. Gene Ontology annotation, molecular function: oxidoreductase activity. Lineage: Eukaryota; Fungi; Ascomycota; Pichiomycetes; Serinales; Debaryomycetaceae. The record is from RefSeq and is a predicted model, not a curated record. The coding region runs from base 390 to 1451 and encodes 353 amino acids.